Molecule: messenger RNA, 307 nt
Organism: Myiozetetes cayanensis
Lineage: Eukaryota; Metazoa; Chordata; Aves; Passeriformes; Tyrannidae
Product: MIEF1 upstream open reading frame protein-like
Exons: 1
Coding region: 95-307 (70 amino acids)
Source: RefSeq, a predicted model, not a curated record
GGCGGUCGGUGCGUCCCCCGGCGGGAAGGGAAGAGCUGAUUGGGACCGUCCCCCUCCGCCGCAGGUCGCCCGCCCGCGCCGCACGGUUGCCCCGAUGGCCGCGUGGUCCCGCGGGGCGGUGCUGGCGCUGUACCGGGCCCUGCUGCGCCGCGGCCGCGCCCUGCGCUACACCGACCGCGACUUCUACCUGGCGGCCGUCCGCCGGGAGUUCCGCCGAAACCAGGGGCUGCGGCGCCCGGAGGACAAGGAGAGGCAGCUGGAGAAAGGGCAGGCGUUCCUGCGGAGCGGGCUCGGCGGCCUGGUUUAG